Messenger RNA from Fimicolochytrium jonesii, 707 nucleotides. Its product is annotated as CybS-domain-containing protein. The coding region runs from base 84 to 635 and encodes 183 amino acids. The transcript has 5 exons. Lineage: Eukaryota; Fungi; Chytridiomycota; Chytridiomycetes; Spizellomycetales; Powellomycetaceae. Gene Ontology annotation, biological process: mitochondrial electron transport, succinate to ubiquinone; tricarboxylic acid cycle. Gene Ontology annotation, cellular component: mitochondrial envelope; membrane. The record is from RefSeq and is a predicted model, not a curated record. Gene Ontology annotation, molecular function: ubiquinone binding; heme binding.
CACCCGACUCUUCCCGCUGUCAGCUCGCACUGCAAGAACAAUCCCAAUACCCCUCGCUCCUACAUUCAGGAACGCCAAACGUCAUGUCCGCACGCCUCAUUUGCACAGCUCCUCAGCUGUCCGUCGCAACGCUCAUUAGGCCGAGUGUGCGCUCUACCCACCUCAUUCCCGGCGCGGGGAGCAUUCGUCUUCUCCGAACAUCCAAUGUUGCGAGGGCAGAGACUGCUGUACCAAGGAAUGAGACCGUGGGAGCAGCAGCGCCUGCCAACCCGGCCACGACGACUCAAAGCGGCGAACCCAAAAACAAAAUGCACGGUGCCUACCACUGGGACUUCGAGCGCGCUCUCUCGAUAGCAUCUAUUCCCGUCGUUGUCGCCCCCUUCAUCGUCGGCUCACACCCGUUGGUCGACCUCGCACUCGGAGUCGUCAUUCCACUCCACUCCCACGUCGGAUUCGACGCCUGCAUCACUGAUUACUUUCCCAAGCACCGUGAACCCGUUAUGAACAGGAUCUUCAAAGCGGCUCUUUAUGGCGUGACCGGGUUGAGUCUGUAUGGGUGCUACCAGUUCAACACAAACGACAUCGGGAUCACAGAAUUCUUCAAAAGGCUCUGGGUGGGCAAGCACACCGCUUAAGCAUGCGGCUGUGCAUUAUAUCAUGGAUGUGGAUUGUAUGUUGGGAGUGGGCAAAAUAAAAUACGUAAAAAA